This is a messenger RNA of Hippocampus zosterae (dwarf seahorse), 5173 nucleotides long. RefSeq names its product inhibitor of Bruton agammaglobulinemia tyrosine kinase (gene ibtk). Gene Ontology annotation, biological process: negative regulation of protein phosphorylation. Bases 398 to 4414 code for a protein of 1338 amino acids. Lineage: Eukaryota; Metazoa; Chordata; Actinopteri; Syngnathiformes; Syngnathidae. Gene Ontology annotation, molecular function: protein kinase binding; protein tyrosine kinase inhibitor activity. The record is from RefSeq and is a predicted model, not a curated record. The transcript has 28 exons. Gene Ontology annotation, cellular component: nucleoplasm; cytoplasm.
CUAUACACAAUCUAUACAAUUUAUACACUUGUUAGUGUAGUGAUGUCAUUUGUGAAAACACCUUGGCUUGUGGUCAGCAUUUUCUUGAGAUGGUAGACUGAGAAAGUCUCCCAGUUUCUGGGGUUGCUAGGGUGCAGUGGAAGCUCAACACAAGCACAAUUCUAGCACCCCACAGGACAAACAUCUCAACCUUUUGUUUUGUUAUUAGUUAGGCUUAAUGCACUCAACCCCUAUUGAGGCAAGCCUCUUUUCACUAGAGAUUGUCACUGCUACAGUGUGUGUGUGUGUGUGUGUGUAUUUGCAACUUCACAUUGCUUUGUCUUAGGUUUGAUGAGUAAUUUAGAGUAGACUGUCAGACGGCAGCAGGCGUCAAUUUGAAGAUUUUGGGUAGCCCAGGAUGAGUCUGGAAUUGUCAGACUGUACCCCCAAAUGCCGCUCACUGCAGCAUGCAAAUGAGGUGGUAGCAGCAAUAACGAGUGGUUCUGAGGGGCAGUUACGAGCAUUCUUAACAUCACACUGCCAUAAUGCAGCAACUUUGCGAGAUGAACUUGGUCGCACAGCAUUGCACCUGGCUGCCUCACUGGGAAAGAAGGCCAUACUGGAGUGGCUGCUGGAAAAUAAGAAUGCUGACUUGACAGUGAAGGAUAAAGAAUCAGGCUGGACCGCUCUGCAUCGCAGCGUCUUCUAUGGACAGAUCCACUGUCUCCUUUCCCUGACCAAGCAUGGCGGAGUCCUCUCCACUCAGGAUAGGGAGGGUCUUUCUACCCUGGACUUGAUUAUGAAGGAUCGACCACCUCACGUCACGUUGAAAAACGCGGAUCCGACUGAAGUUUAUACAUGGGGAAAUAAUACAAAUUUCAGCCUUGGGCAUGGCAAUCAAGAGAGUCGAUUGCACCCUGAGCUAGUGGAUGUCUUUGCCAGGACUGGAGUUUAUAUUAAGCAGGUGGUGCUCUGCAAGUUCCAUUCAGUUUUUCUAUCUCAAAAAGGUCAGAUUUUCACAUGUGGACAUGGACAAGGAGGACGGCUUGGCCACGGAGAUGAACAGACUUACCUGGUUCCCCGAAUGGUGGAGGGUCUGAUGUCCCACCACUGUUCUCAGGUGGCAGCAGCAAAAGACCACACAGUGGUGCUGACAAAAGAAGGCUAUGUUUACACUUUUGGGUUAAACACCUUCCACCAGCUCGGUUUGGCUCCUCCACCAGCUUCGGCACAUGUUCCUAAACAGGUGUUUUCCAAGGCACUAAAAGGGAGGACUAUAAUUGGAGUUGCAGCUGGCAGGUUUCACACAGUUCUGUGGACUAAGGAGGCAGUUUAUACAAUGGGACUCAAUGGAGGACAGCUUGGUUACUUGUUGGACCCCAAUGGCGAGAAAUGUGUCACAGCCCCACGGCAGGUAUCUGCUCUGCACCACAAGGAUGUCACCAUAACAAUGGCUGCUGCAAAUAGUGGCGCUACUGUGAUCGUGACUGAGAAAGGAGAUGUCUACCUGUUGACCGAAUACCAGUGUAAAAAAAUUGCUUCACGGCAGCUAAAUAUCAAGAAAGUCCUUGUCAGUGGUGGAAAUCUUGACCAUCGUGUAAGUCCACAAAUACUAAAUGAAUGCGGGGGAGAAAAGUUGUCCAUCUUGGCUUUGGAUGAAGCUGGUCGGGUGUUCUGCUGGCGCUCCUCAGGUAGCUCGAUGAGACAAUGCCGGUGGGCGUAUGGGCGCCAGGUUUUCAUGUCUGACAUGGCUCUCAGCAAAAACGGCAUGAUGUUUGUGACUCAGGAGGGGGAGGGAUUCAGUGGCAUGUGGGCUGGAGAAUAUAAAAAGUACAGUGAGAAAAAAGAGAUGAAUGUGGAGGUUUGUGGACAUUCAAAUGUUGCCACAAUGUUUGAGCGAAUUCGUCUGGAAAGGCUUCCCUACAUUCACAGAGCUGUCAGCAUCACUAUGGACUCAAACGGUCGAAAUUUUGGAUUGCUUCAGGUUGAUCCCAAAACAAGUUUAUAUGAGAUUCCCAGCAUUUCUCCACCCUCCUUUGCCACACACUUCCAGAAACUUCUGGAAGAAGCGCAUGAAAUGGACAGUAUCCAUGAUGUAACACUUCAGGCCGGCAAUCGCACCUUUGCAGCUCACAAAUAUAUUCUGUCUAUGAGGUCUGAGUUCUUCCGGAAACAGUUUAUGGCUGAGCGUUGUGGGAUUGAUGAGGAGCUUGAUAAAGAAGUGAGGAAGAGUGAAGACGCUGUGGGCUGCGACUUGUUCAUUUUGGAGAACAUUCCACCGGACAUGCUGGAGUAUGCCCUGCACUUCAUCUACACAGAUAACUGUGAGUUACUGGUGCACGGAGCCCGACCUAGACACCAUGGAGCCCUGAUGGAACAAAGCCAGGAUUCAGAGGAGGAGAGGCUUAUCAGCAGCCUGCAGGACUUGGGCCUUAGAGGUCGCUCAGCACUGGAAGUGUAUCGUUCCCUUCCCAUAACAACCGAAGGAGAUUGUAACAAGGCCACAAGCAGAGGCUCCAAACCUGGCAAAAAGGCGAAAGGCAAAGGUGACAAAGGUACCCAUGAAAGAAGGGACAACCCCGUGAAAAUUUUGCAAGGAGUAGCAAAGAAGCUUGGCCUGGGCAGCCUGUCUGCACGACUGGAUGGUGUCAAAUAUGAGGGUGGAAAGAUCAAUGUUAUACACAAGAAAACUGGCAACAACCUUAAGUUCAACCAAAAGAAAUGUUCCUACCUAUGUGACGUGACUCUGAAAUCAGAAGAUGGCAAAGAGUUUCCUUGCCAUAAAAGUGUCCUCUGUGCGAGACAAGAAUAUUUCCACAGUAUGCUGAGCAAUCCGUGGAUUGAGGCUACAGCUUGUACUGCGCUUCGGAUGCCCACAAGCUCAGACAUUUUGUUUGGCAUUCUUGAAUAUAUUUACACAGAUGAUUGCCCCACCAUUAAAGAGUCUAUGAAUGUGGCGUUUGUCUGCAACGUACUUGUUGUAGCUGAUCAGCUGCUGAUCACACGAUUGAAGGAAAUGUGCGAGGUCGUCAUCACAGAGAAUUUAACUCUGAAAAAUGCAGCUGAGCUGCUGGAGUUUGCCGCCAUGUACAACGCAGAGCAACUGAAACUCUCCUGCCUCCAGUUCAUUGUGCUGAAUUUGGCUGCGCUACUCGAGUCAAAAGCACUGGAUUGUCUUAGUGAUGAAGUCGUUCUGGAGCUUUCUGCAGCCUACAAGAGGAUGAUCCCAGCCAUACACAGGAGAGUUGUGACUCCAUAUCCUGACGCCCCAGAUCUCAGUAUGUAUGAAGAUGAACAUACUGACUUCGCCUUCAGCCGCAAAUUAGAAUCUGAAUUGGACCAAUCCAGCAGGGAUGUACUGUUCAAGAAAGCCAAGAUGAAGGCUAAAAAGAAACCAAGGCGACGCUCCGACAGCUCAGGAGGCUAUACACUGUCUGAACUUAUUCAAAGCCCCCCUGCUGCAGCAGUUUCCCCAUGCCUGGUGAAGACACGAAAAGGCACAUCUACAGAGUCACUGCAGGAGCUGCUCACAUCGGACUCGGAGGGUAGCUGCAUGGGGCUGGGUAGCCCCAGAGAAAUGCAGUCACCAGUCUUUCAUGACAGAGCUGUGGAAGAGAGGGUCUUGUGUCAGAGAAUGAAGAUCCCACCCAAAACAAGGGACGGCCUCCCACCUCCCCCCACCUCUAGUCCAAAAGAUAUCCCAAAGAUCCUUCACAGACCUUCGCAUCCACCUCCAGUGUUGGAUCUUAGAGCCAUCAUGGACAUGGAAGCCAGCUCUGCGCAGACACUCAAACCAGCUCCUAAAAGCCUAGCAAGUGUUGGUACCCUCUGCAAAUAUUCUCCUACUCCUAUGAAAUUGUCCCAAAAGCAAAGGAAGAUGUUGGCCUUGGCCAAUAAAGAGACCAGUGUGGAGGCCACAGCAUCCAAACCCACCCCCACAGUCACGCCAUCUAAAAACAGCAGUGGGAAGACCUGGGCAACAACACUCCAGUCCCUACCCUCACCUUGCUCAUUCCGGGCGCUACUCGAGGAGGAGGAGAACAUCCUCAUCCGAGCCGGGCAGCCGGGAACUCACAGGGGCCAAAGUGCUCAAGUGUUACCUGUCAGCGUUACACCUGUUAAUAGGAGGGUGACGUUUAAAUGUGCUGAUGGCAGCAAGCCGGAGAAACCUGGGCCCUGGGUGAUGGCAGCGGCAGCCGGAAGCCCUCCCCACACCUCCCUGGUGACCUUUGCUUCCAUCGUAGAGGAGGAACGACAGCAGGAAGCGGCGCUAAUCCGCAGUCGAGAGAAACCGCUGGCGCUCAUCCAGAUUGAAGAGAGGGCUAUUCAAGACCUUCUGUUCCAUUACAAGGCCUAUGACAACCCUGAUGAGCUGAUCUUGGUGGAGAGGGCCUCCUCGGGUCCCAUGGCAGCUCCGAUAUGGAACAAACACUGAUGACUCGCCACAAUAUCGCAGUAAAGUGAGACGAUUGUUGGUGGUGUGCUUCCGUCAAGUGCUCUUUCAUUACAACUUUAUGCUUCUUAUUGCAGUUGUACAUUAAGUUGUCCUCAUUUGCUGCAUUGUGUUGUUAAUGCGUGUCACAGGGUGAAUGUUGUCCAUAAGAAGAAGAAGAAGAAGAAAACCUUUUUUUUCAAAGUUGCUCACAUGGCUUAAGUUAAUGCUUCCCAAUUGUUGUUGUAACGUGAUGUUGCCAAAGAAAUGAAAUUGAGAUGGAGACACACACAGAGGGUGCACAGUGCAGUGUGAGUUUGAUUCGUUGGAAGUUCUCCAUAAUCUUGAGAAAGUUUGGAGUGACAACUAGACCUAGAAAAUUGACUGCGUUUCAUCUGAUUGAUUUGCACAGACGUUAUGAUGUCAUUUGGCAUCAAUUGAUAUAAAGGUGGAGUGACUCAACAUUCUGUCAGUCUUCCACUCCAUGGUUUGGUGUGUUCUAGUGACAUAAUAAAUCUUUUGCAGGGUGGAUUUUCUUUGCAAGAAAAUGUUUAUCAAUCUAAAUCGGAUGUAACAAGGAGCUGUUACAUUUAUUUUCUGUCCUGAUUUACAUAUUUGACUUUUCUUUCCAGCCAACAAAGGCAACGUAGGUACCUCAGUUAGACCGUGUGAUAUUAUGUUUGUGUGAUUGGGUUGUCUUGGUAUUAAAAGACUUUACAAUGAGAAAUGGCAGGCAAUAAAGUAUCAUUCAUACCUGUGCAA